Messenger RNA from Tachysurus vachellii, 3072 nucleotides. It is a transcript of the gene palm1b, whose product is annotated as paralemmin 1b. The record is from RefSeq and is a predicted model, not a curated record. Bases 256 to 981 code for a protein of 241 amino acids. The transcript is spliced from 7 exons. NCBI's taxonomy places the organism in Eukaryota, Metazoa, Chordata, Actinopteri, Siluriformes, Bagridae. Gene Ontology annotation, cellular component: membrane. Gene Ontology annotation, biological process: regulation of cell shape.
AACCCAGGAGAAAGGCAGGAGAAAGGCAGGAGAAAGGCAGGCAGCACACAGGAGGAUCUCCAGCCCUCUAAUUCGGGGUUUUUAUUUAUUUGUGCACCGCGUCAUCAGACAAUAGAAUUAACAGAAAUAAACAUAAAUUAUCCGACCUGCAGUUACACACUGAUCUCGGUACUGUGCGCGAGACUGAGAUUUUAUUCCGUCUUUCUUCAUUAAUAAAAAAGCAGAGGAGGAAAAAAGGAAGCACAACGUUCUGAGAUGUCGGAGGCUCUGACACAACAGGAGAAACUACAGGCCAUCGCUGAGAAGAGGAAGAAGCAGGCUGAAAUAGAGAAUAAGAGGAGACAGCUGGAGGAUGAACGCAGACAACUACAACACUUAAAGUCGAAGGCUCUAAGGGAGCGGUGGUUGUUGGAUGGUGCGCCCUCUAGCGGAGAAAAUGAGUUUCAGAGACAGCUGCAGGAAGACGAGGCUAAAACCAGGGGACUGGAGCAGAGUGUUCUCAGGUUGGAGCAGGAGAUCGAGGAGCUCGAGACUGGAGUCCCUGAGUCUAAAUCCACCGGAGACGUAAACACAUCUGAUGGCCCCGGGAAAGUGGAGAACGGCGUCCCUAAAACCAGACAGGUGACAGGCAUCGAGGCGAAGCUGGAAUGCACAAAUUUAGAUGCAAAAGCCAUUGAGAACGCGAGUGCGGACCACCCGGUCACCAUGGUGUUCAUGGGCUACAAAAACGUAGAGGAUGAGGACGAGACCAAGAAAGUGCUGGGCAUCGAGGAUGCUGUGAAGGCUGAGUUCGUUGUCAUUGAGGACAGCGAAAACAAAGUGGCGACAGAGGAUGGAAAGAAUGAAGAGAAAGCUCCCUUGAACGGUGCCCCUUCCAGUCCAGAGGACAAGAAACAGGACGAGGCCACAAACGGAGACGAGUCGAAACAGGACGAGGUCAAGAAAGAAAAGCAGCCUUGCAAGUGCUGCACUGUCAUGUGAGCAUGGGGGGCCAAAACUUUUACUCAAAAUAAAUACUAAAUAUUACAAAAAAAAAUACAAAAUCCAGAGAGGAGCUGCUGACAAUGCAGUAAUUCAUAUAAAUAUUGGAAAAAAUUACAAUGAACAUGAAAAACAUAUCAUUAACCCUAUCGCUAUUUUUUCCGACGAGUUUUGUUAGCAUUAGUGAUGACGUCACUAAUGACAUCACUGCUGACAUCAUUAUUAAAGUUAUCAUUAAUAACUUUAAUAUUAUUUUAAUAUUACAUUACUUUAGAUUACUUUAAUCAUUAUUAGCAAUGUUGAUAGUGCUAACUCAGAUGGUCUUGUGUUAGCAUCUAUAAUAUUCCAUAACACAUAGAACCAUAGCAUAAUUAUUUUUACACUAACUUAAAUCUUUUAUAUGAAUAACACAGAAGUGUGUUAAACAUAGAGAUGUAGAUUCAUCUGAAACAUCAAAAUGAGAAAGAACAGACACAGAAUGGCUAAAGUUACUAUCUAAUUUCACUUAGCAUCAGUGUGACCACAUGUCUUAUGAAUGCGAUAAUGCUAACAUUUUUAUCCUAAUGAUAACAUUACUGGCAUCACUGUAACUGCCACAGCACCACACACUCUAUCUUUUAUGUCAUAUAUUAUCUUUUAUAUGGACAUUGUAAAGGUGCAGUAGCCAUGGAAACGAUACAGACCCAUCAAGAACAUUAACAUUUACCCCAAAUGUGUUGGACAAAUACUAAAGAAAAGAUUCUGAAUGACUAAAAUUAGACUAAAAUACAUUAAGCAUUAACCAGUAAUUCAGUUGUUAAUGACAAGCAUGAAGUCAGGAGAAUUAUAAAUACCACAAAAGUAGGUUAUUUGGUUGGCUAGAAUUUACGUAAUAACGUCCGUGAUUAAUGAGAUAAUGAUUAUAAUAAUUUAUUUAUGUAUAUAUAUAUAAUAUAUAUUAGCAAUAUUAACAUUAGAUAAUAAUGUUAGCAUUGUGAUUUUUUUCACUUGAUGUUAUUACUGCAGUGUGGCUGCACUUCCUCUGUGUGUUUGUAUUUAUAUACAUGUAAUGUAUUUGUAGGUAUGUUGUUCAGUUUGUACUUCUUUUUUAUUUCUAUUGAUAUUUUUCUAUAUUUCUGUCUUGACAUUUCUAAAUAUAUUAUAAAUAUAAACUUAUAUUUUCAUUAUGUAAUCUUAUGUGCUUAUGGAGGGACAGAAGGGUGGAGUUUGGAAUCAUUUCACUUAUUUUAUUUUUAAACAUGAAUAUUAAUUACAUCUCAAUAUGAAUAUUUCUCACUCUUAGUGUUUCUAAUCUAUAAUUUUAUUAUCUAUAAGAUCUGAAUAUUAUAUUACAGAAUUAUUAUGUUUUUAUUAUGUAUGUAUCCUGUGUGUUAUUUCAUGUUUUUUCAUCUCAGACCACUGUGAGGAUGUAGAACACACACACACACACACAAACACAUACACACAUACACACACACAUAAUUACACACACACAUACACACACAUAUUCACACACACAAACACUUACACACACAUACUCACACACACAAACACACACGUACACAUGCACAUACAUACACAUACACACACACAAACAUAUACACACAUACACAUACUUACACACAUACACAUACAUAAACAAACACACACAUACACAUACUCACACACGUGCACAUACAUACACACACACGUGCACACAAACAUAUACACACACAUACACAUACUCACACACACGCACACACACACACAACACAAAUGUGAUGCAUUGUUAAUUAUGGGUAAUGACACAUACAUCAAAUAAAGUAUCUCUAAAUAAAAAUUCUGUUUUCACAAUAAAACACUGUUUUCUCCCGUGUCUAAAACCACAACCCCUAUUCACUAUGUAGUGUACAUAAACACCGUCAUCAGUCCACUGUGGGUGUGUCCCAAACUCUUCCCAUCAGGACUGGUUUUAGUUCUAAAGUUGGAACUGGACUUCCGUUCGUGUCACUGUGAUGUUUUUGGUUCUGUUUGUGUGAAAUAUGGAACCUUGUCGUUUGUUCUCACUGUUUCCUGCUGUGGUCAAAGUGCUUGAUUCAGGAAAAAACACAAAUAAAGACUGUUGUGUUAUGA